Cylicocyclus nassatus is the source of this 594-nucleotide messenger RNA. Lineage: Eukaryota; Metazoa; Nematoda; Chromadorea; Rhabditida; Strongylidae. The record is from the annotation of a GenBank genome assembly.
AUGUCAGAUCGAGUCGAGCAGUUCCAGGAAUCCGUCAAUCGUAAAGUACUCAUUGAGUGGGUACGAGUGUUAGGUUUACGUAAUCCACACAAGAGAACUUACGACAAGGUAUUAGCUGACUUUUCGGAAAAUAUACUCAAAUAUCCCAAGGACCGCCCACUAGCCUUUUCCUGGCCGACAGGCGCAGGAGUGCAUAAGGGCAUUCCAGCAAUUCGCGUAAUCUUCCUUCUUGGAGUAAUCUUUGUCCAUGAAGUAUGCGGAGGUCCAACAACAGAGCAGCUUUUUCGUCGGAAGUGGUACGAUCCUGACAGCAAUCUUACGGAUCCCACACUGAGGUUCAAACCUGGAUCUGAAUCUGGACGCAAACAUCAUGGAUUAAGAAAACGUUCACUUUGGAGUAAAUUGUGGGAACUUUUGAGUUCACUUGUUGGUGAACCUCUUACCGAUCAAGAACGUUCCGAAAAACGUAAGGAGUUGGAAAGAAGGCUGCACAACAUCAGCGAGUACGGUGAAGGAUAUGUUGAUUUUGGUGAUGGCUUUUAUGCGGGCCAUCACCCCCACGAUAACUUUUAUUACGAAUAUGAGCUGAGAUAA